CUACUGUCUCCACAUUCUAUCCAUCUCUCCAUGUCAUCAAAGAAGCAGUUGGAAAAUGACCAAGAGCAAUCCUCGGAGACGGGUCCACCUACGAACAAGCGAAGACGCAUCGGCCUGGCCUGCAAUGCCUGUCGCGUGCGCAAGUCUAGAUGCGAUGGCCAUCGACCCUCUUGCUCGUCUUGUCUGUCUUUAGGAGUCAGUUGUCUAUACGAGCCUGGCGAUUCAACCACAAACGUCAUCGUGCGAAAGGACUACGUUUCAGACCUAGAACAGCGUGUCACAUCCGUCGAGCAUAACCUGCAACGGUUAAACGAUGUUCUCAAGGGCCAUCUAUCGCCGUGCAACAAUGGCAACACUACCAAUGACCUAAAUAACCACAACAACCGCGAUUCACCAUGUCGUCAGUCGAGUAUUGCCCAAUGCAUCUCAGUUGCCUCACCUCGACCAAACACUCGAGCCAAAAGUGCACCAAAUGAGACGUGUGCUACAGGUCUCGAAGAACCUCAUGACGAGGACGCCAACACCAAUGGCAUGGCCAUGACCUUUGUCGAAGAAAAGACAUCUGCUUAUUAUGGCGAAGCUUCAAAUAUAAAUUUUACGCAACUUUUGCUCAGAGCCAUGGCUACCGUUCAUGGCGCCACGCCUGUAGCGCCAUCCGCCUUGAACCAAGCCCCUGUUCCUGGAGAUGGCAUCCUCGCCAACAUGUCACAGAACCAACAAGAAGUAUUCGUCGGUGGCUUGGCGACGCCAGAAUCAUCACCCACAGCUCUGCCGUCAGUCCAAGAGAUGGACAGCUUAUUGGAAAUAUACUUUGACACAGCUGGGGUCGUAUUUCCUUUCAUCUGCGAGGAUACCAUGAGAAGCACAUACAACGAGUGCAGACUCAACGGUUUCACAAGAGCGCGCAGGACAUGGCUUGGAACGUUGAACAUGAUCUUUGCUUUCGCUAGUAGCUUCGACCGACGCGACUCUGUAUCUUCAUCUGCGAAAAGACGCUUCGAGAGGGCCAACGUGUUUUAUAAAAGAGCUACCGCACUCUGUGGUGAACUGUCGAAACGAGUUAUUAGCCUCGAGAUAGUUCAUUAUCUUAUUCUGGUCGUCCUUCAUUGCCAGGGGACGCAACGAUCGGUACAGGCCUGGAACAACCACGGACUAGUCAUCCGAUCAGCCAUGGCGCUAGGUCUGCACUGUGAAUCCAGUGGGGCAUCCUUUGACCCUGUUCAGCAGGAGUUCCGUCGACGGACGUGGGUUGUGAUAUACUGCCUGGACAAGGUGCUUAGCACUGCAUUUGGAAGACCGGCGAGUAUCCCAGACGAACAGAUGAAUUCGUUUAGCAGACGCGAAUCUGUCACUGGACUUUCACCCGUGUCUUUGUCUGAUCCUCGAGUUCCUGUCGAUCUCCCGGGGGACUUUUUGUCGGUUUCAUUCAGGCUGUAUCAAGUCAUGAGCAAGUCGCUCGUUGAACAAUACGGAGCGAACCUGGACCAUGUCGACUCUGGUCACGAUGACAUGGCUCCUUUGAAAGCAUCAGGCGAGCUACGAAAACAGCUCCGUCUUUGGGCAGGAAGUCUUCCAGGUCACCUACGUGUCUGCCAACCAGAAGACGAGUGUAUAGGCGUUAACUCACAAGGGAACAGACUCCGCGUCAUCCUCACAAUGAGGUAUCAUAACCUUGGUAUUUUGAUACACAAGCCUUUGCUCAGCGCCACAAUACGUCAUUUGUUCCAGUCGGAGAAAAGAGUGGAUGCGCCGCCGCCGUAUAUGAUACAACUUGCCAUGGCAGAGGCGCACGAGUGUUUACGAUCUGCGCAGUUGACGAUUGACAUUGUACAUGCGGUCAUUAGUGCAGAUCCUACGCCCAAGAACAACCUUGGCGCCUGGUUUUUUACACUGUACUACGCCUCACUGGCUGUCAGUGGUCGUUUGCUUUGGGCACAGCAUGGUCAGAGUAUAGUAGAUGAAGUCGCGGUCAAUCACUGCAAGAGUCUACUCAGCAAAGCCGAAGAGAUAUUUCAGAAGCUCGACCACGAAAACAGUCUGGUCUUGAGUUGUCUUGAGUAUAUCCGGCGCCUGGCCCGAAUGUGCAGUUUGAAGGGUGAGUGA
Messenger RNA from Fusarium graminearum PH-1, 2103 nucleotides. RefSeq lists its product as uncharacterized. The transcript is spliced from 3 exons. The record is from RefSeq and is a predicted model, not a curated record. Gene Ontology annotation, biological process: positive regulation of transcription from RNA polymerase II promoter by galactose; DNA-templated transcription. Bases 31 to 2103 code for a protein of 690 amino acids. Lineage: Eukaryota; Fungi; Ascomycota; Sordariomycetes; Hypocreales; Nectriaceae. Gene Ontology annotation, molecular function: RNA polymerase II cis-regulatory region sequence-specific DNA binding; DNA-binding transcription factor activity, RNA polymerase II-specific; zinc ion binding. Gene Ontology annotation, cellular component: nucleus.